AUGAAUGACGAAGCUAUAGCAUAUACAACAUUUGCACAAUCAGUACCAUUAAAUGUUUUUAAUGUACAAGGAGUUCGAGAACGUUCAGAAUUAAUACAUCAAAAAAUAAAUGAAAAACUAUUAAAGACAUUCAAAGGAACAGAAGAAGAAAAAUUAAUUAAAAUCAGCAGUGGCGAUAGCAUACCAAUAACAAUUUAUAGACCAACAACAAAUGUUGAUAAAAGUAAAAUGGUUGUUUAUUUUCAUGGUGGUGGAUGGACAAUAGCUUCUCGAAAAACACAUCAGACCAUUGUGAAUACUUUAGCUGAUACUACAAAUACUACCUGGUUUUCAGUAGAAUAUCGUCUUGCACCUGAACAUAAAUUUCCAGUAUGGUUAGAUGAUUGUUGUGAAGUAACAAAACAUAUUAUUGACAAUAAAGAAUUAUAUGGAGGCGAUUCAAACACAAAAAUUGGAGUAUGUGGUGAUAGUGCUGGUGGAAUGAUAGCUGCAAGUGUUUGUCAUUCGGUGAAAAACAUUGAUUUUCAAAUUUUGGUUUAUCCUGCAACGGAUAUGCGCGGUAUUAAUAAUGCAGCUUUAGCUAGUUAUAAAGAAUUUACAGAACCCUAUCAUAUUCUUACACCAGAAAUUUUAAAAUGGUACGGCAAUGCAUUACGAGAUGAAAAAGAUAUUGUUAAUCCUCGUGCAUCUGUUUUAUUACAAACAUCAUUUACAAAUGUUCCACCUUGUUUGUUUAUUGUAGCUGAAUUAGAUCCAAUUAGAGAUGACAGUUAUGAAUAUCAAAAAGUAUUGGAAAAAAAUGGUAUAAAAACAAAACUUCUUCUCAUUAAGGGUGCAAUACAUUCAUUCUUUAGUUUACCAGAUAAAAAACAAACUGACAUGAGUGACGAUAUAGUUUUGUUCAAUAUUAGUGGUGAGCAUUUUAGUAUUAAUCGGCUUAAACUAGUUGAUCAGAGUGACUAUUUCAGAACACUACUGAACAUUAAUGUAGGUAUUGAAAAGGACAAGCAAGAUGCUAUUACUCUUCGAGAACAAGAUCCCAAAUUUUUCAGUUUACUAAUGCAAUAUUUGAACGGUGAUCAGUCGUUGACGAUGUCUGAUCUUGAUAAAAUAGUAGAAGAAGACGAUUUUUAUUUAAUCGAUUCAAUUCACCAUUUGAAAACAAUCGAUAGUUCUCGUAAACGAGAGAUAGCUGGACUAAAUGAAAGAGUUCAAACACUCAAGUACGAUCUUCGUCGCUGUAAAAUACAACCGGGUACUAUGGUAAACAUUAAAUCUUGUGAUGCACGUCCUGAAAUUGGAGAUAGAGUAAAGGAAAAUAAAGAUUCAUCCUGCCGCAAAUGGUGUCAAAAUCAGGAUGACAGAGACGUCAAACGUGGAAUAAUAAUUGGAUUCUCGGAUGGUGAUACCGAAAUAGAUAUUGAAUGGGAUGACGGAACAAAAGAUAUCGGUUUUCAAUGUGGAAAAAAAGGCAAUUGGCAUUUGCAAUAUGACUAA
Messenger RNA from Didymodactylos carnosus, 1497 nucleotides. NCBI's taxonomy places the organism in Eukaryota, Metazoa, Rotifera, Eurotatoria, Philodinida, Philodinidae. The record is from the annotation of a GenBank genome assembly.